AGUGGAGUAGCGGGCCACUUCCGCUCCGUUACUGUGAGGUUGCGGCAGUUUUGUCCCUGGUAGUUUGGGUCAGUUCUGCGAGACCCUUCUGAAUUUCCUGGACCUACGCAUUGGAUCCUUAACGAACUGGAAGGCGAGGGUUGCAUCCACUUCCAGGAGGGGAGAGGAGCAUUUAACUUUUAUGGGGCACGGCGACCACGGUCAGGGUGUUUCACAGCCUUCUCCUUACCCAGCCCGACCUUUCCAAAAGAGCUGCAGGGAGGGACUUCUUGGCUUCUGAGGGCAAAGCUCUACGCAGGAUUCUGCUUUCCCUCGGACUGUAUCACUCAGGACUCUGAAUAUUCCCUGAAAUAGGAGGAAAAAUGACCACGUUGAAGGAGGCAGUGACCUUCAAGGACGUGGCUGUGGUCUUCACUGAGGAGGAGCUGAGGCUGCUGGACCUUGCCCAGAGGAAACUGUACCGAGAAGUGAUGCUGGAGAACUUCAGGAACCUGCUCUCAGUGGGGCAUCAAUCACUCCACAGAGAUACUUUCCACUUCCUAAAGGAAGAAAAGUUUUGGAUGAUGGAGACAGCAACCCAAAGAGAAGGGAAUUUAGGAGGCAAGAUCCAAACAGAGAUGGAGACUGUUUCAGAAUCAGGAACACAUGAAGGCUUGUUCAGUCAUCAAACCUGGGAACAAAUUUCAAGUGACUUAACCAGGUUUCAAGACUCCAUGGUAAACAGCUUUCAGUUCUCCAAACAAGAUGAUAUGCCCUGCCAGGUUGAUGCAGGACUAUCUAUAAUUCACAUAAGACAGAAACCUUCUGAGGGUAGGACAUGUAAAAAGUCCUUUAGUGAUGUCUCCGUCCUUGAUCUUCAUCAACAAUUACAGUCAAGAGAGAAGUCUCAUACAUGUGAUGAAUGUGGAAAGAGUUUCUGUUAUAGCUCAGCUCUUCGUAUUCAUCAGAGAGUUCACAUGGGGGAGAAACUCUAUAAUUGUGAUGUGUGUGGUAAGGAAUUCAAUCAGAGCUCACAUCUGCAAAUUCAUCAGAGAAUCCACACUGGAGAGAAACCAUUCAAAUGUGAGCAGUGUGGGAAAGGCUUUAGUCGUAGAUCAGGACUUUAUGUUCAUCGUAAAUUACACACAGGAGUGAAACCUCAUAUUUGUGAGAAAUGUGGGAAGGCCUUCAUUCAUGAUUCCCAGCUUCAGGAACAUCAAAGAAUCCAUACUGGGGAGAAGCCAUUCAAAUGUGAUAUAUGUUGUAAGAGCUUCCGUAGUAGAGCAAAUCUUAAUAGGCAUUCCAUGGUUCACAUGCAAGAGAAACCAUUCAGAUGUGAUACAUGUGGUAAGAGCUUUGGUCUGAAAUCAGCACUUAAUAGUCAUCGCAUGGUCCACACAGGAGAGAAACGGUACAAGUGUGAGGAAUGUGGAAAACGCUUCAUUUAUAGGCAAGAUCUUUAUAAGCAUCAGAUAGACCACACAGGGGAGAAGCCAUAUAAUUGUAAAGAAUGUGGAAAGAGCUUCAGAUGGGCCUCAGGUCUUUCAAGACAUGUGCGAGUCCACAGUGGAGAGACACCAUUCAAAUGUGAAGAAUGUGGGAAGGGAUUUUAUACAAAUUCACAACGUUAUUCUCACCAGAGAGCCCACAGUGGAGAAAAGCCAUAUAGAUGUGAGGAGUGUGGGAAGGGCUACAAAAGGAGGUUGGAUCUUGACUUUCAUCAGAGGGUCCACAGAGGAGAGAAACCCUAUAAUUGUAAGGAAUGUGGGAAGAGCUUUGGCUGGGCCUCAUGUCUUUUGAAUCAUCAGAGAAUCCACAGUGGAGAAAAACCAUUUAAAUGUGAAGAAUGUGGGAAAAGAUUUACUCAGAAUUCACAACUUUAUACCCAUCGUAGAGUCCACAGUGGAGAAAAACCAUUCAAAUGUGAAGAGUGUGGGAAAAGAUUUACUCAGAAUUCACAACUUUAUUCUCAUCGCAGAGUCCACACUGGAGUAAAGCCUUACAAAUGUGAAGAGUGUGGGAAGGGCUUCAACAGUAAGUUUAAUCUUGACAUGCACCAGAGGGUCCACACCGGAGAGAGACCUUAUAAUUGUAAAGAAUGUGGGAAGAGCUUUAGCCGGGCCUCAAGUAUUUUGAAUCAUAAGAGACUCCACGGUGAUGAAAAGCCAUUCAAAUGUGAAGAGUGUGGGAAGAGAUUUACCGAGAAUUCACAGCUUCAUUCCCAUCAGAGGGUUCACACUGGGGAAAAGCCAUACAAAUGUGAGAAGUGUGGAAAGAGCUUCAGAUGGGCCUCAACUUAUCUAACCCAUCAGAGACUCCACAGUAGAGAAAAACUACUUCAAUGUGAGGACUGUGGGAAAAGCAUUGUGCACAGUUCAUGCCUUAAAGACCAACAAAGAGACCAAAGUGGAGAGAAAACAUCUAAAUGUGAGGACUGUGGGAAGCGCUACAAGAGGCGCCAGAAUCUUGAUACGCUUUUGUCGUUAUUUUUAAAUGACACAUAACUGUUGUACUCAUUUAUGGGGUACAGUGUGAUAGUUAAUACAAGUAUACAAUGUGUAAUGAUCAAAUCAGUGUAAUUAACGUACCCAUCACCUCAAACAUUUAUCAUUUAUUUGUGUUGGGAACCCUCAAAAUUCACUGUCCUAGCUAUUUGAAAAUAAUACAUUGUUAAUUACUGUCACCCUGUAGUGGUGUAAAACACUAGAACUUAUUCCUCCUACCUGUCUGUAUUUCUGUAUUCAUUAACCAACCUUUGGCUACCACCCUGCCUCCUCACCUCUAAGAACUACUAUUCUACUCUCUACUUCUAUGAAGUUAACUUUUUGAGCUUCCACAUAUGUGUGAGAACAUGUGGUAUGUAUCUUUCUGUGCCUGGCAUAUAUCACUUAAUAUAAUGCCCUGUAAGUCUCAUUCACUUUGCUGUGAGUGAUAGAAUUUUGUUGUUUUUCAUGGCUAAAUAGUACUCUGAUGUGUAUAUUUGCCCCAUUUUCUUUAUUCAUUCAUCCAGUGGACACUUAGGUUGAUUACAUACCUUGGCCUAUUUCUUGGCUAUCGUGAAUGGUGCUGCAAUAAACAUGGGGGGUGGAGAUAACACUUUAACAUACUGAUUUCCUUUUCUUUGGAUAUGUUUCAAGUAUCAUAUAAUAGUAUGACAUGACUCACAAUUAAGGAAUAAGAUUGUGGAAAUUGGUUUCCAAAAAAAAAUUCUCUAGUUUGAAUAUAGAGAAAAAUUGGUGAGUGUCUUCAGCUGUCCUCAUACAAAAUGCAUGUGAGCUUGCUUUAAGCAUAAGUGAAGGAGUGGAAAAAUCCUGGAGAUAGAAAUCAAGGGGUAUACAUGUGGAUGUAAAAAAUCAACAAAGAUUCUUUUAAGAAAAGGUGUGUAUGGGUAGGGAACAAUAGCAUGACAGCAGUGCGGCCUCUAACAGUCUGGAACCAGUUAGGACAAAGAGCAGGAUUGAGCGCCAUUCCAUUCAUAGACACCGUGGUGAUAUUUUGAGUACAUUAGGUUAAAAGGCUUUCUUCAGCAAAAUCUAUCUCUAGAGAUAGAUUUGAUUUUUAUAAUCAAAUCUACUAGAGAUUUGAUUUUUAUAAUCAAAUCUACUAGAGAUAGAUUUGAUUUUUAUAAUCAAAUCUACUAGAGAUAGAUUUGAUUUUUAUAAUCAAAUCUACUAGAGAUAGAUUUGAUUUUUAUACUUAAUGUUCUAGACUGUAUCUUUUCAGGAUGCUAGGUACUUUAUGAAGAUCCAUGCUGUCUCAAUUUGCAUAGUGGGUUGGAGGUCCCUAAGACAAUCUCUCCAGAUUCUAUGAUUUGCUAAGAGGACUCAGAAUAUAGUUGUACUCAUGACUAUAUUAUAGUGACAGGAUACAAAUAAUCAGCAAAGGGAAAAGGUUCUUGGAUAAUAUCUGGAGGGAAUCAGAUGUAAAUUUGUAAAGAUCCUUUGUGCAUGAAGUAACAGGUCUCAAUUCCUCCCGUAUUGAAUUGUGAUCGUACUUGUGAAAUAUCUACAAUGCAAAUUAAUUAUCAACCCGUACCAAAGGUUCUUAUUGGGACUAAUCAUGUAGGUACCAUCCCUCUGGUACAUAUCAAGAUUCUAGACUCCAAGAAGGGGAGCAAGUGUUCAGAAUAACUUGAACCAUGCCUACCAGUUAUGGAAUGGUGGCAACCCUCUCAAACUCCAUGUUUCCUAACACCAGCUAAAGGCCAGUCUUAUAAGCAGUCCUUUCUAAGAUUUGCAGUCUCAGGCCUGUUAUAUUAACUUUUUGUGCACAUAGUAUUAGAAAACUGUUGGCUGCACUCUUCUUUUUGUUUUGUGUGUUUUGGUUUUUAACUGUCACCGAUACCAGAAUAGCUCAUCUCCAAGGUAACUGUAACAGAACACUCAGCAGAUUAAACAGAAAAUACUUGCCUAUUAUAAUUAUUAAAAGUUUGGUAGGGUCUAUGUCUGCUCUCUGGUGUGUCCUGGAUCAUCAACUUGGUUACAACAUGGUGUUAACAUGUGGGACUGAUUGUGUUUCUUGUUAAUAUUUCUGUUUCUCCCAACCACACUGAAUAUUAAAUACCUAGUUCUAUAUCUAGUACCCUGAA
Molecule: messenger RNA, 4567 nt
Organism: Gorilla gorilla gorilla (western lowland gorilla)
Lineage: Eukaryota; Metazoa; Chordata; Mammalia; Primates; Hominidae
Gene: ZNF225
Product: zinc finger protein 225
Exons: 6
Coding region: 363-2483 (706 amino acids)
Biological process (GO): regulation of transcription by RNA polymerase II
Molecular function (GO): DNA-binding transcription factor activity, RNA polymerase II-specific; RNA polymerase II cis-regulatory region sequence-specific DNA binding
Source: RefSeq, a predicted model, not a curated record